This is a messenger RNA of Bactrocera dorsalis (oriental fruit fly), 4015 nucleotides long. It is a transcript of the gene pn, whose product is annotated as exopolyphosphatase PRUNE1. Gene Ontology annotation, molecular function: exopolyphosphatase activity. The transcript is spliced from 2 exons. Lineage: Eukaryota; Metazoa; Arthropoda; Insecta; Diptera; Tephritidae. Bases 135 to 1265 code for a protein of 376 amino acids. Gene Ontology annotation, cellular component: cytoplasm. The record is from RefSeq and is a predicted model, not a curated record.
UAUUCCACCGGCUGGUGUUGUUUACAGUUACCGAUUGCAACGAAUUUGCGUACAAAAGAGUAAAAAAAUUCAUUUAUCAAAGAAUAGCUAGAUAUUUAGUGAAAAGUGAAGUUGUUUAUUAAAUUUUGCCCAAUAUGUUAAAUUUUUUGAAACAAAGCCGCAGAUUUGUGAAUUCGGCAGAGCCCGUUUGCAUUGUUUUGGGCAAUGAAUCGUGCGAUUUGGAUUCCGCCGUGUGUGCAGUCACACUUGCUUACCAUUAUCAGCAACAAAAAGUCGCCAGUAGCCACACCACGCGUAAUUUUCUGCCAGUCCUUAAUAUACCACGUCGCGAUUAUGCGCUUAAAACUGAAGUUAAUUACGUUUUCCAACAACAUGCAAUUAGCGACGAGCACUUAACUUUUCGCGAUGACCUACAAGAGGACUAUUUAACACGCAGUGAGUUUAUUUUGGUAGAUCACCAUGUUAGCCCUUUUGCUACGCGUUGCCUGGAAGUUUUUGAUCAUCGCACAUUUGAUGAGAAGGCACAGCUAUCAAACGUUUGCAAAUUACAUAUAGAAUUGGUAGGUUCAUGUGCAACGUUAAUAGCAGAAGAAGUACUUAAGUCUAUGUUAACCCCUGAAGCUAAAGAUACAGACACUGAAACACUUUUUACUUUGCUGCGCAGCACUAUAGUGUUAGAUACAGUAAAUUUCAGUGAGUCUGCUAAUCGUGCUACACCGAAAGAUUUUGAAAUGUGUGCAAAACUUGAAGAAUUGUUGAGUAAACUACCUAACAGCAAGCCUUUAACUGAGCGCACAAAAUUAUUCGACGCUCUAGUGGCGGCGCGUGCCGAUAUUAGCAGCUUAACAUCAAUGCAACUUUUACGGAAAGACUUAAAAAUACUUUCAAACGGCGAUGAUAGUGUGAAUAUUGCUAUACCAGGCUUUCCAAUGUUAGUGCAACAAUUCAUAGAGAAACCAGAUGCGGCAAAUGCAGUUAAAGCUUUCGCAGAGGAGACAAAUUCUGCCAUUGUUACUUUAAUGGGUAUGUUAGUCGAAAAUGGCACCGUGCAACGUGACAUUGGUUUGAUAGACUUCAAAUGCAAAGAACUAUGUCAAUUGAUAGAGAAAAAGCUUUUGCAAUCCACUGAGCCAGCGCUUUGUUUACAGCAUUAUGAAAAUUGCCAUUUUCUCAACGGCAGCUUCUAUAAAAUGGGCAACAUAAAAGCGACACGUAAGCAUGUGUUACCGCUGGUGAAACAACUUUUAGAUCAAACGCCAAAAUAGUUUGGGAAACGGAUUCAGGAUUCACAAAAUAAUUUUCUUUAUUACAUACUCUAUAAAAAUUCAUUUAAAAUCUUAAACAACCAAUUCUUCAAAUCUCUUCGGCACCAGCACCUUCAUCAGCAUUAUCUUCACCCAUGGCAUCAUCUUCACAGUCCAAAGCAAGAUCUUCCAACAUUUCUGCCAGCGUAAUAUGUGGCACGCUAUCGUUUGCGGCUUGCUUAUCAUUACUAUCAACAGGCAGUGCUUUCUUAGCAUCACGAUAAAUGUUAAUCUGUUUACGGUAAUCUACGUCCUCUUCCAAAUCUUCAAGGAAUUCAUGGAAGUCAUGUUUGCUGCGUUCAUCUGUUGCCUCAUCGGCUAAAUGACGUAACUUCCAAUUACGAUUGUUCGAACGUGUUUGACGAUCAGCGUAGCAUUUACGUACCAGCAACACAUCAGGGAUUUGAUCUGCAGACAAAUUCUCGAAUUCAGUGUUGUUCAAAUUCGCUUCACCCAAAUUGUAGCCCAUUACAUAAUCGCCUACCUUCAGCAAAUGACCAAGAUGUGAACGUGUGUGGAUCGUAUUUUCAUUUAUGCCCAACUCGGAAGAACGCACCACCCAAAUAUCGCAUAAGACGUGACGAAACGAUACGUGUCCUGUGCCGGGUAUAUGUUUACGAUCCUUAUCCAUGAUGGGUUCAAUAUCCAUAACAACAUAUUCCACCAAUUGUUUCGGAUCACACAGCGCUUCAAAAGGAUUGCGGAAAAACAUCUGUCCCGGCAACUCGGAUAUUUGCGCCGUCAUGGGAUCAAUUAGAUGUAUACCGGUAGCAACUUUAUACACCAAGCAAACUGGCGAAAGAUUACCCAGCUGUUGACGCAACUUCUUUGACAGACAAACUGCACUAUCCUUCGAUAAGGGCGCUAUUUCUACAGACCAUGUGUAUUUAUAAUUGAAAUUGUUGCUAUGUAUGUCAUGCGAAAUCAAACGUUUGGACGUAGUCACCUUAACUGGCACCAUAUAUUGCAAAAAGUCAACCAUCUUCUUUGCAUGAUUGAAGUUCGCAUAAUAGAAAUCCAAACCACCAUGCAAUGGCUUAAUGCCCAACGUAUUUUCGUGUGCCUUAUGUUUCAAAAUCAGCUGCUCCAAAUAGUAAAACGUCUUUUUGUUUUCCGCGCGUUGUCGCACCUGCACCAAGCAAUGCCAGAAAUCUUUCGCCUCGGUACGAUGACAAUCAUCACACAUUUGAUUCUGCACAGUGAAUUCCACGAUGAACACUUGUUGCAGCACGGUUCCUCCAUUAAUUUCACCAUGUACUGUCAAUUUGACUUUUAUGCGUUUGGAAUGUGGCUCUGUCCAGACGAAACCUGCAUCGACUAACUUGACAGCUUUUAAACCUUUCAACUUUUUCAAACACAAAGCCAGCAGUUCGCGCGACUCCAAUGCUGCAGAUACCCACUCGCCGGGCGGCUGUAAAUAGCGUUCACAGUUACGACAGAAAUGUAAUACUGCCUGUUUCGGUAUAUUUUCCGUGAUGUCAAUGUGAUUACGUAGACAGGUUACACACAUAUUGGAAGGAUUUGGUUCGAUUGGCACACCACAUUCGCAACACAAGAUCAUGGUAGUUUUUGUAGGCUGUGACGACGGUUCCAUGUACUCCAUGUUGCGAUUUGUAUUUAAAUUUUAAGAAACGAAAACAAAUGUAAGUAGUUAGAACUAUGCGACGCUGUUACUUUAAAAUAAUUUUUAUACGAGUUUUUUAUGCGCAGUUCGCUAAAAACUUUUGUUUUGAGACACGUGCAGAAAUGAAAUGCACUCAGCUGGCAGUCAACAUAAAUGAAAUUGACAUACAUGAAGCGUAGCCAACUAACAUUGCAAAAGUGAAUUGCUGAUUAUUGUGAAAUAUUGUGGUGCACAAUAGAUAUUUUCAUCAUCUUAUGUAAAAUAUAAAAAUUCAAUUGGAAAGUAAAGUAGCAAGCAUAUAAAGAAAUAUCAUCAAAUUUAUUGGUUUGUUGUGUCAAAUUAGUUUUUUUAAUAUAGCAUGCAAGCAAUUUCCAAUAGCGAUAUUCCUUAUUGCGCCAUAAAUUGACAGGUCGUUGUGGAAUUGGCAAUUUUUUAUAUUUGGAUAGUUGGCAACUCGACAUCCACGUCGCGGUGGUUGGCAACGCAUGGCUGAUUUAAAUUAAAAUAUGUAAGUAUGGCAACGCCGUGCCGGGCGCAAACACUUUCUGCACGGUUAUGGGCGCCUAGUACAUCGGCGACCUGCUGUAAACGAAUUUUCGAUUCUGAUUUCGACCAUUAUACGGCGUACGCACGUACAAUUUUUAUGCGAUUAUGUGCGCAAAUCUGAAUGCAAAUUAAGAGUUGGAACAAUUUAAAUAAAAAUGCGUUAUUUUUCUUAAUAAUAUAUUUGAUUUUAUAACAAUUUCAUAAUUUUUGAUUUUAGUGUAACAAUUUCUUUUGCUUGGCAAAUAAAUAUGCAAUAAGUAUUUAUCACGAAAUUCGGUACCAAUUUCACUGAGAAUUGAAUUUUAAAUUAUUGUAUUAAAUUAUAUUAAAAAGCGCCAACACUGUACAUGAUGAAGAGAUAAUUGUUAAACUUUGAGCUUAAUAUAUUAGCACAUAAAUUGAAAAUUUUCGAAAAUAAAAAGAAAUGUAUAUGUGGAAGCAUUACUGUAGUUGGCUUAAAUAUUGUGCGUUCACGCCUUCAACGAUUAUUUUAUCAAUUCAUAGCAUAUAUGUGUGGGUAUAGCCAAAAACUCAAUAGUUG